Messenger RNA from Schizosaccharomyces japonicus yFS275, 610 nucleotides. RefSeq lists its product as hypothetical. The transcript is spliced from 4 exons. The record is from RefSeq and is a predicted model, not a curated record. NCBI's taxonomy places the organism in Eukaryota, Fungi, Ascomycota, Schizosaccharomycetes, Schizosaccharomycetales, Schizosaccharomycetaceae. The coding region runs from base 91 to 540 and encodes 149 amino acids. Gene Ontology annotation, cellular component: membrane; Golgi membrane.
CUACGCAACGCUUUUGACUGCGGCGAGCCAUUUGUGGUGGCAUUUACACCUUCACUCAGCCUUCUCCUGUGAUACUACACAAACACAAAUAUGGCAUUUUUGGAAGAACUGAAAAGCAGAAAUUUCUCUAUCUACGCUCAAUGGCUGGGACUCCUUUCCAUUUUGCUUGACAUCAUUUUGGGCAUUGCCAACUUGUUCCACAUCAAGUUGGUCGUCUUGUUCUCAGCACUCACGCUGGUCGAGGGUGUGCUUCUCAUUUUCAUCGAGAUCCCACUGCUGGCUCGCGUCUGUCCUGUCUCCGACAAGUUCCAGGCUUUCACAAACGCCUUUGCCAGCAACUACUACCGUGCACUUAUCUACAUUCUUUUCGCCGUCGUCACGUUCCUCGGCUGCAUUUUCCAAAACACCAGCCUCAUUGCCGCUGGAGUCGUCAUGGCUCUGACCGCCUUGUGCUACUUGCUUGCCGGAAUCCGGGGCCACGAGUUCACCUCUAGUGCUACCCUGGGCGGCACCGGUGUCGCUGCCUCCAUGGUGGUAUAAACUCCCUGAGGUGAGGAGGUCCGUUGGGACAAGGAGUGUUUGUUAAUAAUAUCAUAUUCACUAAAAUGGA